This is a messenger RNA of Ctenopharyngodon idella (grass carp), 2091 nucleotides long. It is a transcript of the gene gpr137, whose product is annotated as G protein-coupled receptor 137. The record is from RefSeq and is a predicted model, not a curated record. NCBI's taxonomy places the organism in Eukaryota, Metazoa, Chordata, Actinopteri, Cypriniformes, Xenocyprididae. Gene Ontology annotation, cellular component: lysosomal membrane. The coding region runs from base 556 to 1677 and encodes 373 amino acids. The transcript is spliced from 8 exons. Gene Ontology annotation, biological process: positive regulation of TORC1 signaling.
AAAUGGCGGAUCUAUCUUUAUUCCCCUUUUUUUAAAAGAAUUUUACACUCCUCAGUACCUUUUAAGAGUUUGGUGAGAAAGUUGUUUUUGUGAGAAUAGUUGUUGGAGGAAGUCACAUUUGUUUACGUUUUUCAUUACCAGCAUGUACCGCUAGAUGUCGCCACAGAUGAGUCCCUUUGAUAACACACUCAGUGUAUAAACAAGAACGGCACUUUAGUGAUGAGGGAAAGGAUUUAUUGGAUUUAUUACGUCGAUUACAAGGUCUUAGUCAUUUGUAAGAUGCAGAUCACAGAUUGAUGAGGGGAAGUCUGAUAAAGGACCUUUCAGAAGUGUGUUUUUCUCGUCGUGUAGUUUGAUCCUGGCUCGUUUCACCAUAUGUGACUGAAUAUUAUAUAAAAAAUCAGACUAAUGUUAAUCAGAUAAAUACAGUAUGCCUGAAUUUAGCUAAUAUGAUUUAUUCUGACAUUUUAUAUCAUUUUAGUUUUAUUUUAUUUUGAUGCUUUGGUCUAUACUUUGUAUUGUUACAUUACAUUUUAUUUUACAUCCAUCAUCAUAAUGCACACUUCAGUUCCACCUUCUCCCAUGAGACCAGCCGUGGCCCCAUCAGUACAGCUGGGUGUCACGGUUCUUUACACUUGUCUUUAUGGGGGUCUUUUUUUAGUCGUAUACAUUCAGCUUUGGUUGCUGUUACUCUACCGGCAUAAGCGAUGGAGCUACCAGAGUAUUUUUCUUUUUCUUUGCCUGUUCUGGGCAGCACUUCGCACGACACUCUUUUCGUUUUAUUUCCGUGAUGCCCUUGUGGCAAACCACCUGCCCACUCCAGUCUACUGGCUCCUUUAUUGCUUCCCGGUGUGCUUGCAGUUUUUUACUCUGAGUCUCUUUAACCUUUACUUUACUCAGGAGUUGUUCAGAGUUAGAAGUGUAUUCAACAUUGAGCCCAGCAAAGGACUACGGGCGGCUCGGUGUGUGUAUGCUGCCAUGAGUGCCAUCUUCCUGUGUGUCAACAUAGUUUGCGCAAGCCUCGGAAAGCAUAGAGGUUCUGGUGGAGCUGGUGAAAAUACUUGGAGGCUGGUUUUGGUUCGAGUGCUGGUUAAUGACCUUCUGUUUAUUCUGGAAGCUGUGUGUCUGGCCACAUCUCUGCUCCUGUUAACGCGAUUCUCGGCCACCGCCACACCUUAUCUACGCAGUAAGGGGCUUUGCCGGACUGCGGUGCUGGGGGCAGGUGUAAUCAUGCUCUUCUCUAGCAGGGCUUGCUAUAAUCUUGCAAUGCUGUUUUUGUCUCAGAAUCAUAAAGUUGAGGCGUUUGAUUAUGACUGGUACAACAUUUCUGAUCAGGCUGACCUUCAGAGUGAACUUGGAGACAGAGGCUACAUUAUCUUUGGAGCAGUUCUUUUCAUUUGGGAGCUGCUACCUACCGGCCUGCUCAUUCUCAUCUUCAGAGUUCGCCAGCCUAAACAAGAAAAGAACUGCAGCCCGGCCAUGUGCAACACACAAGGCUCACGGUCAUACUUCUUCGAUGAUCCUCGUGGAAUGGAUGAUGACACGGCUUCUCUCUGGAGCCACAGUAUCAAUCCUCACAGCAGCUGGUUUGGGUCCAGUGAGACGACUCCACUCCUCUUCAACAGGGGCGACCAGAUCAACCAGCACCACUCCCUUUACUCCACUCCACAGACAUGACCACUAUGCACAGCUGCAGAGAUCUUCCUCUGACCUUCUCAGGCAAUAGUACAGCAUUACCUCUUCCUGUUGAGUAGCUCAAUAGGUUUGUUUGCACUAAUAUGCAUCAGAAGCAUCUAUACUUCUGAAAUUGCACCUUGACUUGUUAAAGCUGAGCACAAUUAGACUAGAUGCUCAUUAUAAAAGGGACCAGAUAAUGAUUUUACUACAAGAAUUAAAGGACUUAUUACCACAUUUAUCUUUUUAUCAUUCAUGAGAGCAUCUUUGAAAUGUAUUAACAGAUGUUAUUUUUUUGUGUGUGGGAUGGUGACCUUCCUUCUAUUUCAAAUUAUGCAUACGGAAGGAAUAACUUUGGUAAUGAUCCUGUGCUGUGAUAUUUUCCAAUUUACUUUAAUAAAGAGCUAAUUUAAACAA